Molecule: messenger RNA, 423 nt
Organism: Trypanosoma rangeli
Lineage: Eukaryota; Euglenozoa; Kinetoplastea; Trypanosomatida; Trypanosomatidae
Product: ubiquitin-protein ligase
Exons: 1
Coding region: 1-423 (140 amino acids)
Source: RefSeq, a predicted model, not a curated record
AUGGAAAGGCUACAGCUUGCCCUGCAUGCUCUUGUGUCACUGAUUUUGUGUAACGGUGGAAACGAGGCGUUGCAAGCCCUUUGUUCUAUAUCCUUUGUGGAAAGUAACGAUUAUUCGAUUGACACCCUUCUUCACGUCGCCAAGUUUCUUUCUAUGAAACCAGUUGACUACGAAACCUCUUCUUUUUUCUCAGAUGGCGUGCCCUUUAUGAUUACCCGUGUCCCUUCACUGCCUUUGGUGUGUGCCCCCAAAGAGUCCGCCCCGUUGCUGUGGGGGCUAGAGGUGUACAGAAGUUUCUUUAUUGACAUUGAUACGCCUCGAUCAUCAGAGGGCGAAAAUGUAUCUUUUUCUCUUAAUAACACCACGGCUAUUGCUGCCACGAAUACUGCUGUACACACAACAGUAGGAGAUGUGCUGUUAUGA